GCAUUCCUUUUGACUCAUUCACCGAGGCGUCUUGCCCGCAUCGCUCGGUUUGGCCCUCAUUCGCACCGCCGGUCCGCCGCAUUCGGCUUGAUUUGGAAACCUCGUUAAAAGAACACGCUCUGCCAUUCCCUCCUAGCAGGACGCUCAAGCAGGCGCCACCGCCACCAAUCAACCAGCCCUUGCACACAAGUCUCCUCCUACCAUCAGUCAAACUCAACUGGUACCUCGCUCGAGAUGGCCCCGCGAACCGACUUCCCGCCCAUUCGGGCCUGCCUCUUCGACAUGGACGGCCUGCUCAUCGACACUGAGGACCUCUACACCCUGUGCGUCAACCUGGUGCUCGAAAAGUACGGCAAGGGCCCAAUGCCCUGGUCCAUUAAGGCUCGCCUGCAGGGCCGGCCCGGCCCGGCUGCCAACAAGAUCUUCCAGGACUGGGCCCAGCUGCCCCUCACCCAUGAGGAGUACAUCGCCGAGCUGAGCGUGCUUCAGCAGAAGCUGUUCCCGACGACAAAGCCUCUGCCGGGAGUCCCCCAGCUGCUCGCGGACCUCAAUACUACGGGCAAGGGUGACGGCGCUGGGGCUGGAAAAGUACACCUGGCCCUCGCCACCAGCUCGCACGAGGGCAACUUUCGCAUCAAGACGAGCCACCUCGGUGAUCUCUUCUCCGUGUUUCCCGAGGAGCGCCGCGUGCUGGGCGACGACACGCGCCUGCAGCCUGGCCGCGGUAAGCCCCUGCCAGAUAUCUUCCUCCUCGCGCUUAAGACCAUCAAUGAUACGCUGCCUGCCGGCGAACGGCCCAUCGCGCCCGAGGAGUGCCUCGUCUUCGAGGACUCGGUACCGGGCGUCGAGGCGGGCCGCCGCGCGGGCAUGCGCGUCAUAUGGUGCCCGCAUCCGAUGCUCAAGAAAGAGGUCGCGGGUCGCGAGGAGGAGGUACUGGCCGGGCGCACGGGCGAGGCCGGAGACGUGGACCUGCAUCAGGUAGGCGAGCCGGGCGACGGGUGGGCCGAGUACUUGGAGACGCUCGAGGCGUUCCCGUACGACAAGUAUGGCAUCGUGGUGGCUCCGGCGGGUCAAUAAAGCCGGGGUGGUGUUGCAUGCCGAGAGGUCUUACACAUGACCAGCCGACUCUGCAUGCAUUGCUACCUUGUGGCAGACGUAGACGUACAAAGUACUUCAUAGGCGACAGAUACCACUACCAGUAGUAUGACGUUGCCGCCCGACCCCAACGUCCUUUUGGGCAAGGUGAGAUGGACAGGGGCGGCGCAUGGAAGAGCACAUAUAGACCGCAUUCGCAAUAACGGCCGACCGUAAUAGUACCACUGCCAGCAGACUCACAAGCCAUGGACUCAUAAGCCACAUUGAAGACCCCGCGCAGACCAGCAGGGUGGGAAGCUUCAACGGGCAAGCGGCAGGAGUGUCCUGGGUCACGAUGAAUACUCAGCAUAGGAGAUUACAAGCAAGUACUUCGUACAAUUGCGAAAAGCCCUCUGGCUUGGGAAUCGAAUUGCGUGCUACUCAUCGACAAUUGUGCUCAACCGGUGGAGCCACGGGAC
Purpureocillium takamizusanense is the source of this 1553-nucleotide messenger RNA. Its product is annotated as Pseudouridine 5'-phosphatase. Lineage: Eukaryota; Fungi; Ascomycota; Sordariomycetes; Hypocreales; Ophiocordycipitaceae. Bases 235 to 1077 code for a protein of 280 amino acids. The record is from RefSeq and is a predicted model, not a curated record. Gene Ontology annotation, molecular function: phosphatase activity. The transcript is spliced from 2 exons.